Brassica napus (rape) is the source of this 399-nucleotide messenger RNA. RefSeq names its product molybdopterin synthase sulfur carrier subunit. Gene Ontology annotation, cellular component: cytosol. The transcript has a single exon. Lineage: Eukaryota; Viridiplantae; Streptophyta; Magnoliopsida; Brassicales; Brassicaceae. The record is from RefSeq and is a predicted model, not a curated record. The coding region runs from base 1 to 312 and encodes 103 amino acids. Gene Ontology annotation, biological process: Mo-molybdopterin cofactor biosynthetic process.
AUGGACGUUACAGGACAAGCAGCGAAGAAAGAGGUUUCAAAGAUUGUAAACGAUGAAGUUUCAUCAAUCGAGAUCAAAGUAUUGUUAUUCGCCAGAGCGCGUGAGCUCACGGGUGUGCCUGAUCUAAAACUGAAGAUGCCAUCAGGUAGUACAACAAAGAAAUGUAUGGACGAAUUGGUCAUCAAGUUUCCAAAGUUAGAAGACGUACGCAGCUGCGUGGUUCUUGCUUUGAACGAGGAAUAUACAACUGAUUCGGCAAUUGUUAAACACCGAGAUGAGUUGGCCAUCAUACCUCCAAUAAGUGGUGGCUAAUGCCUUUUGUACUUGUAACUAAAUCCUCUUAACUUGGGGUUUUGUAUUUUCAUUGGCAAUAAAAUCAUAAAUGUAACAGUUAAAAGA